GUUAACGUGGGUAGACCGACUUUUGGAUUUUUAAACCGUAGUAAUGCAAACAUGUUUCCAUUAACUAAACAGGAAAGUGGAAUUUAUCAAGGGAUCCAGCUCAACUGUCUUGCAAUGAAGUUUGGUGAUCAAAACACUCUUAUAGUGACAAUGACUGGAAAGAUAGGCCAAAUGUUCAUGGUAACUUAUGAAAGAAGUGUCGUUUCACCUUUAGUGCUUAACGAAGACAUGUCUUCCUUACCAGAAAUAGGUGUGAGAACCAUUCUUGGUGAUAGAGAUGAUUUUAAGGCACAGUGGGGUCAGUUGCUUGCUAGUCAAGUUGGUUCGCUACUAGCAAAGCAACAAAUACACAAUACGGGUAAUUCGAAAGUACCUAAAUUAUGUUUAGGUCUCCAUGUUCCUUGGGACUUAUCCGAUGAAAAAAAUGGUGACUUGGUAGUCUAUCUUAUGGAGCUGAUUCAAAAAGUACGAGUAUGGUAAUAUUGAAUCCUUGCUAUGACUUUGUUCACAUUUACAUGGAUUAAAGUAUAUAUGCUCAUUUGUUUCUAUCGUAAUCAAUGGAUUUUCAUCAAUCUAUAUCCUAAAUAUCAUUACGAAAAAGUCACUCCUCGACAUAGACCUCCCAGAAAAGAUCAGGAAGUAGGAACUAAUAAUCUAACUGAAAUUUUAAAUUAUCUCUAUAUUUGGGUUGUUGUAUCCUUCCAUGCCGCUGUUUGACUACAAGACUCACUGUAAACAACUCAACCUUGGCUAACUGGCAAAGUCCCUCUUCAGUAAUAGUAAUUCAAUUGAAGAAAUCAAUCACA
Messenger RNA from Schizosaccharomyces octosporus yFS286, 806 nucleotides. RefSeq lists its product as uncharacterized. The coding region runs from base 52 to 480 and encodes 142 amino acids. The transcript has 2 exons. The record is from RefSeq and is a predicted model, not a curated record. Lineage: Eukaryota; Fungi; Ascomycota; Schizosaccharomycetes; Schizosaccharomycetales; Schizosaccharomycetaceae.